GCUUUAACGAAAUUGAACUUUGAAAAUUUCACUCCUGUUCAAAGUAAAACCAUUGGUCCAUUAACUGUUGGUGAAAAGGGUAUUAUUGCAAGAGCUAAAACUGGUACUGGUAAAACAUUAGCAUUUGGUUUGCCAUUAAUUGAAAAGGCUUUGAAAAGAGAUCCAAGAAGUAAAGAUGUUGUUGGUUUAAUUAUUUCUCCAACUAGAGAUUUAGCUUAUCAAAUUAGAGAUGAACUAAACAAGGUUGUCAGAUCAUUUGAUAGAAAAACUCCACACAUUAAUAUCCAUUGUCUUGUUGGUGCAGAACCAAAAUUUGGACAAAUUAAAGCCUUCACUAGACAUCAAUCUUUCCCACACAUCGUUGUUGCCACUCCAGGUAGAUUGUAUGAUAUGAUGGAAAAUCCUAUGAUUCAAAGAGCAUUAGCUGGUAUUGAAUUCAAAGUUUUAGACGAAGCUGAUAGACUAUUGGAUGAUGGUUUUAAAGAUAGCUUGUUGGAAAUUGAAACUGCUAUCAAGGAUGCUAAAGCUCAAAAUAAUGGUAAACAAGAAAAGACUCUUUUGUUUUCUGCUACUAUUGAUAGAAAUGUUAUGACUUUCGCAGAAGACCUAAUGGGUAACGAUUUGAACUAUAUUGACUGUGUUGACAAAGAUGCUCCAGAAACUCAUGAAAAAGUUGAACAAUCUUUAAUCUCCACUAAUAACUUAUUUGAAAGUUUUACCUCUGCAUGCUUGUUUAUUGAAAAUGAAGCUAAAGCCAACAAAAACUCAAAAGUUGUUGUCUUUUUGCCAACUGUCAAAUGUGUCUCUUACUUCAAGGAAACUUUGGCUCAGUAUUUGAAUACCAAUAAUGUUCGUACUCCAGUUUUUGAAUUACAUGGUAAAUUAAGUCAAUCACAAAGAGAUCGUUCAGUUCGUCAAUUCCGUGAACGUUCUAAAGGUGUGUUGGUUACCUCUGAUGUUGGUGCAAGAGGUAUGGAUUUCCCAGGUGUUACAAAUGUUGUACAAAUUGGUGUUCCAACUGAUACUACCAACUAUGUUCACAGAAUCGGUAGAACUGCUAGAGGUGGUAAAUCAGGUCAAGCUUUAUUGAUUUUAACUAAGGCUGAAGGUCCAUUUGUUAAGGUCUUGUUAGACAGACACAUUAACAUUGCUAAGCAAUAUGCUUACGAAAAAAUUGAAGAAUCCGAGGCUGCCAUUACUGAAGCUUCUGUUGGUGCUAUUCAUAAAUUCUCCCCAGAUGAUGCUAUUGGAUCAUUAUGUGGUUUCUACAACGGUGUUACUAGAAAUUACCGUUUGAAUCUCAAAAGUGUUCUAGCCGAUAUUACUGGUGCAUAUUCCAAUUUGGUUGGUGAACCA
Molecule: messenger RNA, 1356 nt
Organism: Hansenula anomala
Lineage: Eukaryota; Fungi; Ascomycota; Saccharomycetes; Phaffomycetales; Wickerhamomycetaceae
Gene: MSS116
Product: ATP-dependent RNA helicase
Exons: 1
Cellular component (GO): mitochondrion
Molecular function (GO): ATP binding; nucleic acid binding
Source: RefSeq, a predicted model, not a curated record